Parnassius mnemosyne (clouded apollo) is the source of this 408-nucleotide messenger RNA. Lineage: Eukaryota; Metazoa; Arthropoda; Insecta; Lepidoptera; Papilionidae. The record is from the annotation of a GenBank genome assembly.
AUGCCAAAGAAUAAUGAAACUGUAGUGAAGUGUAAGUGGGUGCUGCCUAAAAAGAUGAACAUUGAUAAUAGUGUUCGCUACCGUGCCCGUUUAGUAGCUAAAGGCUAUAUGCAGAAGCAAAAUGUGGACUACUCAGAGAUCUUUUCGUCUGUAGUAAGGUCAUUCAACUUUGAGAUUACUCUUUGCAUUAUCUGUAAACUUGAUACACAUCUUGAUGCCACUGCAGCAUUCUUGAAUGGGGACCUUGAGGAGACAAUUUAUAUUGAAAUACCAGAAUGCUUAUCCAAUUCUCAAAAUAACUAUAAUAAUAAAGUACUUAAACUGAAUGAAGCUAUUUAUGGUCUAAAGCAAUCCUCAAGGGCCUGGUACAAGAGUGUUGAUGAAUGUCUUGUUGGCAAAUGGUUAUAA